AUGGACGAGCUAUCCGAGUCGAAGAAACCUAAACCCACCCAAGCCAUUACAUAUGCCCCCAAGACAUCCCGAAGCCUUACACUUCCCAGCUCUUUACCGUUCAAACAUGAUUUGCCUUGUUUGGAAAGAAAACCAACCCGGAAUCGAAUACCCCGUUUCUCCUCUUGGACAACAAGCAGUGUCUAUUCCGGUUGGCCAAUUACAACAGGGGAUGAGCCUCGGAGCGAAGUUCAACCUCCCAUCAAAGAUAGACCGAAGAAUACUAGCAGAGAAGUACUUCCAAAAUCAGAUAUUAUUUCCAUUCCCAAAUUGACAAGAGAUGGAUCAGAAUCCACAACUGCAGGCUUGAUUGUAAACACGUAUGCGGCACAAGCGGUUAAUGCUACAACACACCAGAUUGUGCAACAAAAUUCGAUCGGUUCUACUCAAGACCAAUUCUGGUCCCGAUCCACAUUGAGCACCACUCCGAAUCCCACAUGGCCGGUAAGUUCACCAUCCAGAGGAAUAUCUGGGGUCCAACCCAGUGAUCUUUACAUUUCUUUUGUUUUCUGUAAAAUUGAUGUACCAUUUACUUGA
Molecule: messenger RNA, 576 nt
Organism: Echinostoma caproni
Lineage: Eukaryota; Metazoa; Platyhelminthes; Trematoda; Plagiorchiida; Echinostomatidae
Source: the annotation of a GenBank genome assembly